Messenger RNA from Cucurbita maxima (winter squash), 933 nucleotides. RefSeq lists its product as uncharacterized. Gene Ontology annotation, cellular component: nucleus; cytosol. Gene Ontology annotation, molecular function: metal ion binding. NCBI's taxonomy places the organism in Eukaryota, Viridiplantae, Streptophyta, Magnoliopsida, Cucurbitales, Cucurbitaceae. The transcript is spliced from 4 exons. The record is from RefSeq and is a predicted model, not a curated record. The coding region runs from base 49 to 783 and encodes 244 amino acids. Gene Ontology annotation, biological process: tRNA wobble uridine modification; protein histidyl modification to diphthamide.
CCUGCAAUACAAUUUCAUUUGUAUUGCUAUCUCCUCCGAAUCCUACAGAUGGUGAAGAUGAUAAGUGAAGGUAGAAUGGGUGCGAUGAGGACGGUAACAGUGGUUUUGGUUGUGACGGUGCUGGUUUUGGUUGCGGAAGGAACGGAUACGAACGAAAUAUACAGUCCAUGUUUGGAUGCGAAGAUUCAGAAAUCAGACGGAUUUACUUUUGGCCUAGCGUUUUCGUCGAAGGAAGCGUUCUUUCAGGAUCAGAUUCAAUUUUCGCCAUGUGAUAGUCGUCUCGCUUUGGUAUACAAAAACACUCAACUUGCCCUUUUCAGGCCUAAGGUCGACCAGCUCUCUUUACUCACCAUUAAUAGUACGACUUUCAAUCCGGCUAUGAAUGGUGGGUAUAUGGUAGCAUUUGCUGGGCUGAAGUAUGCAGCAAGAUCUCUCCCUGUAAUGAUUACCGAUAACUCUCACACCAUAACUAGUUUCACUUUGGUUUUUGAAUUUCAAAGGGGCACUCUUCAAAACCUGUUCUGGAAGAAAUAUGGAUGCGAGAAAUGCACUGGGGAUUUUUCAGUGUGUCUGGACAACCAAGACUGUGUAGUUUCGAGCUCCAAAUGCAAGUACCAUGGCGGUUCUGUUGACUGCAAUAUAAGCAUACAACUAGCAUUUUCAGGGACAGACAGGAACCUGGAAGUCCUCAACUCCUGGUUUGAAGUUGACAAUCUCAUGCGCUUCUCCCUCUUCAAACUUUUCUCUGAUGUUCGUGAUACCGUCACCAAUCCAUUCGGGUAAAAUUCUUCAUCUCUGUAGGCAAGGAACCAAUAUUCUUCAUCAUAGCUCAGAGCUAUGAUCUACAUUUUGUUAGAUAUUGUACAAUCUUGAAGAUUCAACACACACACAUAUAUAUACAUGGUGCAGCAUAAUACCAUUGAAUUUUAUGGC